Phyllostomus hastatus (greater spear-nosed bat) is the source of this 1806-nucleotide messenger RNA. Its product is annotated as cytochrome P450 2A13. Lineage: Eukaryota; Metazoa; Chordata; Mammalia; Chiroptera; Phyllostomidae. Gene Ontology annotation, molecular function: iron ion binding; heme binding; oxidoreductase activity, acting on paired donors, with incorporation or reduction of molecular oxygen, reduced flavin or flavoprotein as one donor, and incorporation of one atom of oxygen. Gene Ontology annotation, biological process: xenobiotic metabolic process; coumarin metabolic process. Gene Ontology annotation, cellular component: cytoplasm; intracellular membrane-bounded organelle. The record is from RefSeq and is a predicted model, not a curated record. The transcript is spliced from 9 exons. The coding region runs from base 33 to 1517 and encodes 494 amino acids.
AUCACCAUCACACUGUCACUCUCAGUGCCACCAUGCUGGCCUCAGGGCUGCUCCUGGUGGCUUUGCUGGCCUGCCUCACUAUAAUGGUCUUGAUGUCUGUCUGGCAGCAAAGGAAGCUCUGGGGAAAGCUGCCUCCUGGCCCACCUGCAUUGCCUUUCAUCGGGAACUACCUGCAGCUGAACACAGCACAGAUGUACAACUCCCUCAUGAAGAUCAGGGAGCGCUAUGGUCCAGUGUUCACAGUCCACCUGGGCCCGCGGCGGGUCGUGGUGCUCUGGGGCCAGGAGGCAGUGAAGGAGGCUCUGGUGGACCAGGCAGAGGAAUUCAGUGGGCGAGGCGAGCAAGCCACCUUUGACUGGCUCUUCAAAGGCUAUGGCGUGGCUUUCAGCAACGGGGAGCGGGCCAAGCAGCUUCGGCGCUUCUCCAUCACCACGCUGCGGGACUUCGGAGUGGGCAAGCGGGGCAUCGAAGAGCGAAUCCAGGAGGAGGCAGGCUUCCUCCUUGAGGCCCUUUGGGCCACACGUGGUGCCCUCAUAGACCCCACCUUCUUCCUGAGCCGAACUGUCUCCAAUGUCAUCAGCUCCAUUGUGUUUGGGGACCGCUUUGACUAUGAGGACAAAGAGUUUCUGUCACUGCUGCGCAUGAUGCUGGGAAGCUUCCAGUUCACAGCUACAUCUACAGGGCAGCUAUAUGAGAUGUUCCACUCAGUGAUGAAACACCUUCCAGGGCCACAGCAACAGGCAUUUAAGGAGCUUCAGGGGCUGGAAGACUUUAUAGCCAAGAAGGUGGAGCAGAACCAACGCACGCUGGAUCCCAACUCGCCGCGGGACUUUAUUGAUUCCUUCCUCAUCCGCAUGCAGGAGGAAAAGAAGGACCCCAACACAGAGUUCUACUUGAAGAACCUGGUACGGACCACACUGAACCUUUUCUUUGCGGGCACCGAGACGGUCAGCACAACCCUGCGAUAUGGCUUCCUCUUGCUCAUGAAGCACCCAGAUGUGGCAGCCAAGGUCCAUGAAGAGAUUGACCAGGUGAUUGGCAAGAACCGUCAGCCCAAGUUCGAAGACCGAGCCAAGAUGCCCUACACAGAGGCAGUAAUCCACGAGAUCCAAAGAUUCGGAGACAUGCUCCCCAUGGGCCUGGCUCGUAGAGUCACCAAGGACACCAAGUUUAGAAACUUCCUGCUACCCAAGGGCACCGAAGUGUUUCCAAUGCUGGGCUCUGUGCUGAAGGACCCCAAGUUUUUCUCCAACCCUCUGGAUUUCAACCCCCAGCACUUCCUAGAUGAGAAGGGGCAGUUUAAGAAGAAUGAUGCGUUUGUGCCCUUCUCCAUUGGAAAGCGGUACUGUUUUGGAGAAGGCCUGGCUAGAAUGGAGCUCUUUCUCUUCCUCACCACCAUCAUGCAGAACUUCUACUUCAAGUUCCCGCAGCCACCCGAGAACAUCAAUGUGUCCCCCAAACAUGUGGGCUUUGCCACCAUCCCACCAAACUACACCAUGAGCUUCCUGCCCCGCUGAGCUAGAGCUGUGACUGCUGCCACAAAAGUCCAGGGCUAGUGGGAGAGCAAACGGAAGAGGGGUGUGGCCUGGGUGGGCCUAGAGUUAGGGGCAGGGCUAACAAUAGAGUUAGGGGCAGGUAGGAAGAGGGCUGGAAGAAAAGAAGGUGCAAGGUGGAUAGUAGAGGAAGAAAAAACACAUGAGCUGUCCAUUCACCUUGCUAGAGAUUGAGACUUCAGAGCUGGGAUGAAAGGAAGCAAAACUUUACACAGUACUAUGAGUGGUAAUAAUAAUGGCUAUUAUCUAUUAA